Messenger RNA from Rana temporaria (common frog), 2310 nucleotides. Its product is annotated as nuclear factor 7, brain-like. Bases 133 to 2091 code for a protein of 652 amino acids. Lineage: Eukaryota; Metazoa; Chordata; Amphibia; Anura; Ranidae. The transcript is spliced from 9 exons. Gene Ontology annotation, molecular function: protein binding; zinc ion binding. The record is from RefSeq and is a predicted model, not a curated record.
CUCCUCCUCCUUUGUGUGUCUAGCUGCGUGUUCCCGGCCACACUUCCCCUUUCUUCCCUCUCACCGCGCACUCCCUUCCCGCUCUACUCCGCCGCGCCACGUGAUCUCCUCACCCCCCUACUAAUAUCCGCCAUGGCCGCCGUCACCCAACCGGAGAGCGAGAAGCCGGAGGUGAAGGAAGGAGCGGAGGAGAUGGAGAGCAACCCGGAGGAGGAAGAAGAAGAGAACAUGGAGGAGGACGGCGAGGAGGGGGGAGGGGAAGACGAGGAGGAAGAGGACUUCACCGUCACCAUCGGGGCCACCUACUCCUGUAAGAGGCAGGACGGCACCUACCACAAUGCGGAGGUGGUGAAGACCAGAAUGAACAAGCAGGCCGGGAGGGAGGAGUACUUUGUCCAUUACGACGGCUUGAACCGCCGCCAAAACGAGUGGGUGGACAAAACCCGACUGGUGCUGCCCAAGCCAGUGAAGGAAGAGGAGGAAGAGGAGGAGGAAGAAGAAGAGGAGGAGGAAAAGAAAGAGGAGGUGGGCAAUGGACCGGACCAGAAGGCCUUGGAUAAUGGAAAAACGCCCCAGAAAGCAAAACCGGAGGAGGGCGAGCCUGAACCGAAGAAAGCCAAGGUGGAGGUCCAUGAAGCCCCUGCCGUGUCCUCUGGGGAUUUUUCUGAGGAGUUGACCUGUCUGCUGUGCAAUGAGCUGUUCAAGGAUCCCGUCAUGGUGGAAUGUGGCCACAACUUCUGCCGCAACUGUAUCGACAAGAGCUGGGAGGGUCGGGACUCCUUCACCUGCCCCGACUGUAAGGAAGUCAUAACCGACAAGAGAUGCACUACCAACCGAGCCCUGGCCAACCUGGUGAAGAAGACUGCCGGUUCUGCUGCCACCGUGACUCCUUCCAAACCUACCGAGAAGGAAAAGGCCCGUCCCAUGGAGAAAUGCCCUGAGCAUGACGAGAGGCUGAAGCUGUAUUGUAAGGAUGACGGGACCCUGAGCUGUGUCAUCUGCCGUGACUCCCUGAAACAUGCAAGUCAUAACUUCCUUCCCAUCCUGGACGCGGUGGGCGUGUACAGAACAGAGAUGUCUGGUAUAGUGUCUCCACUAGAGGAAGCCCUGAAGGUGACGGAACAGCUGACCAAUGAGCAGAAGGACAAGAUUGAGAAGCACAGUUCCAACAUGAAGGAGUACCGGGAGCACAUUGAUUCGGAGUUUGAGAAGCUGCACAAGUUCCUGAAGGAACGACAGGAGAAAGUGCUAGAAAAGCUUCACGAGGAGGGUGAGAGUCUACUGAAGGAAAUGGAGACCAACGUGGGCAAGAUGCAGGAGGGUGGAGACAACAUCAAGGAGCAUAUCACUGUGGCCAAGGAGAGGCUGGAUGAUACGGACUCCAUUUCUUUCCUGACGGACAUCAAGACUUUCAUUGAGACGUGUCAGCAGCAACAAAACGAGGUCAUGUCCUCUGCUAACACUCUCAUCGAGAAAGACCUGUGCCAGGGGACAUUCAAGGGACCAAUUCAGUACUCGGUGUGGAAGCAGCUCAAGUCUGUUGUCGUGCCAUAUCUGACUCCAAUGCUGCUGGAUCCCACCACGGCCCACCCCAAUCUGAUCCUAGCUGACGGGCUGACCAGUGUUAAAUAUGGGGACACCAAGCUCCCCCUCCCUGACAAUCCAAAGCGUUUCAGCCAGUGUAUUCUUGUGCUCGGCUCUCAGGGCUUUGAUUCAGGCCGCCAUUACUGGGAGGUGGAUGUGGGAGACAAGACCGCUUGGGAUGUCGGUAUGGCCAGCGACUCCAGCAACCGCAAGGGUAAGAUCAAGCUGAACCCCAAGAACGGCUACUGGGCAAUCUGGCUGAGAAACGGCAAUGCCUACAAGGCCCUGGAGUCCCCAUCCAAGACCCUGGUUCUCCAAUCCAAACCCAAGAAAAUCGGAGUGUAUGUGGAUUAUGAAGGAGGCCAGAUAUCUUUCUACAAUGCCGACGACAUGACCGCCAUCUACACCUUCAAUGCCACCUUCACGGAGAAGCUCUUCCCGUAUCUGUCGCCAUUCCUGCACGAUUCUGGGCGCAAUGCUGAACCCUUGCGUUUUGUUCAUAACUGAUCUUCUAGGUCGUGUUGGUGGAAUCGUUAAUAUUGCAUUGUUUUAAUGUUUUUUUUCAUAACUGCUUCCAGUUAUUAUUCUAGUUGAACAGUAUUGCUUCACUAUAGAGUAGUCUGUUGUCAUUUCGUAAAAGAUGUAAAAAUAAAGGUUUAACCUGCACAUGAUGUAGAUCUCACAUUAGAUGUAUUUUUUUUGUUUUAAUAAACAAAGUGAAAUGUC